AAAGAGGAGAAAGAGAAGGACGAGGAGGAGGACGCCCGGAUCUUCAAUGCCUGGAUGCAGCGGUACAGAGGAGGGAAGCAGCAGGAGAAACCAGGAGAGGAGGAGGAGGAGGAGUCAGACGGAGGAGGGACUGACAGCAGGGGCAGUCUCGAGCCGUUGGUGAGGGUCGACCGCCGGGCGUCGCUGCCGUGUCCGGCCACUCUCUCAGCCAUGCAGCUGUCUCGUCUCCACUCGUCCACCCAGGCCCCGGUGACGGCGAGAGUCCUGCUGCGUCGCACCUCCUCCCGCCGCCUCCUGUCCUCGCAGCAAGACGCCGCCGCCCUCGAGAGGAGACCCUCCAUCAUACCCACGAUCCCGGAGGCCAUUCCGCCCGAGAGGAGGGGCCAGUUCAGGAGACGCAAUGUGAUGUCGCUGAGCGACGCAGACAGUGUGUGUCUGAUCUGUCACAACGACUUACAAGCAGGAAGUGGAACCACAGAGCUGCAGUGUUCCUCAGCCCGUCGACUGGAGCUCCACCAGGGUCAAGGUCCCAUAAGAGGCUGGCGUCAGAAAACUCCCAGCAUGCAUCCAGCUGCGGGCCGUGUCAUGACUAAACUCCAGAUGUGGACGGUGACCUCAAUGCAGUCCUCUGAAUGUCCACCAGGGGGCAAUGACACCAUCAUAGUUGUCUACACCUCAACCAGGAGAGGACG
Molecule: messenger RNA, 692 nt
Organism: Paralichthys olivaceus (Japanese flounder)
Lineage: Eukaryota; Metazoa; Chordata; Actinopteri; Pleuronectiformes; Paralichthyidae
Source: RefSeq, a predicted model, not a curated record